This is a messenger RNA of Vicia villosa (hairy vetch), 741 nucleotides long. RefSeq lists its product as uncharacterized. The record is from RefSeq and is a predicted model, not a curated record. NCBI's taxonomy places the organism in Eukaryota, Viridiplantae, Streptophyta, Magnoliopsida, Fabales, Fabaceae. Bases 1 to 741 code for a protein of 246 amino acids. The transcript has a single exon.
AUGAGUCAUCUCGAUAGAUUCUUACUAUCAGAGAACUUGGUGCGUAAUUGGAACAUCUUUGGACAAUGGAUCAAGAAAAGAGACAUCUCGGACCAUUUCCCUAUCUGGCUGAAGUGUAACAAUAAUAUUGAAUGGGAUCCUAAACUGUUUUGUUUCAACAAUUGUUGGUUAAAACACGAUAACUUCUUAUUGUUCGCUAAAACGGAAUGGCAGAAGUGUGUGGUUAAUGGCAUAAAGGAUUUCAUCCUUAGUGAAAAGCUUAAAUCUCUUAAAACAAGUCUUAGGAUUUGGAACAAAGAGGUGUUUGGAUGGAUUGACUUGAAAGUGGAAGGUUGUGUAGAAUAUCUGAAUGCUAUGGAUAAUCUGUUAUUUGAUAACAUUAUAGGCAACAUAGGCUUGUUAACAUAUGAGAGGCAUAAGGUAGUUUCAGAAUUUUGGAAGCAUAUGGACAUCAAGGAGAGUUUCUUGAGGAAAAAUUCAAGGAAAACAUGGUUGAAGGAGGGCGAUCGUAACACUUCGUAUUUCCACAACGCGAUGAAAGUUCGAAAUAGACAUAAAUUCAUCAAUUCCGUUGAAACUUCUAACGGAGUUGUGGAAGCAGUGGAGGAUAUCAAGAAAGCUAUUCAAGAGCAUUUUGGUAAUUUCUUCAUGGAAAGCAAUUUUUCAAGGUCUGUUCGAAGAUUUUCCUUUCAACUUCCUCAAGGAACAGGACAGAGAUAUGCUGGAAGUUCCAUUUUUUGA